AUGCCACGUCCACGGGGUGCGGCUACGCGCGGUGCCACACGUCGCAAUUCGCAGCAAGAUGACACGCCUUCCCGGACCCGUGGUCAAGCAGCAAAACAAGCCCCAUCAGAACCAGAUGCGCCAGACACGGUUGCACCAGCAUUCAGUCCCACCAAACUGAGUCCUACCAUCACUAGGAAGACAACUCGCUCAGCUUCCAACAUUUCUGGUAAUUCAUUCGAGGCGCCGUCCGCGUCCGAGAUUUACGCAUCUUACGAGCACCCGUUGUUCAUGGUCUUUGGCCUGUCACCCGAGUUCUUUGACGGUUUGAAGAAGCACCAUGGAAAACUCCCAAAAGAACGCAAAUCUAUCGUUGGCGCACUUCCAGAGCGCUCACCUACCCCGGAAGAAGCCUCUGAGUCUGAAGAUGAGAGUGCCGAAGAGAGUGAGGUUGAAGUGCCUGUUGCGCCUCCGCCAGCGCCAAGAGGUCGUGGACGCGGUGGUCGAGGCUCACGUGGCGGACGCGGUCGAGGCGGUCGCGGCAGAGGCAGUCGAGGAGGACGCGGUCGCGGCGGUACCUCAAGAGGGACCUCAUCUGCGCCAUCAAAAGCAUCUCGCAAUGCUGCCAUGUUUCCACUUACAGAAGAUGAUGAUGAUCAGCCAUCCAAUCAGAGCACACCCAACGGCACCGCCAAGCCAUCUAUGCGACUACUCAACAACAACCGUCUGCAUAGCUCUGAUGAUGAGAACGAAGAAGCCAUUGAGGAUGACGAGAGCGAGGCCGAGUAUGAUCGCAUAGACGUCGUACAGAAACCAUCCAGAACACCCCAAGGUUCUGCGCCACCCGGUCAAGACUCACUCGAAGGCGGUUCACAUACAUCAGCGCCGGCACGCGAGUCAAGACCAGAGCCUACGUCUAGGAGGUCCACCAAGCUUGCGGUACCCAAGAUCGCGCUGCCAGAGUCAGCCUCACAGACACCGCGAGAUUCUGCAUCGACGCCUGCUGAGUCUGCAGUCCCAAGACUGCUAGAACCUGAGGAGGAUAUGCUCUCCGAGUCAGAUCUUCCCGACCCCUUCAUCGAAGACGCGCCUUCUCCGAUCGAAGCCGAGUGCGAAGAUAGAGCAGACUACCUCUUGCAGAAGCGCUUCAAGCCGAUGACUGACGUACAAGCUGCUAUUGCCGCCUUGACGAAGUUUCCAGCAGCGCAACGGAGUACUGAGAAUCUCUACGCUCUGACGCAGAACACGCAACAGAUCCUCAAAGCUUGGCAGGACGAGUAUCUCGUGUUGGACGCAAGGACUGCACCUCACAUGCAUCCAGCCAAGAAGGCUUGUAACGGUGGACGUAUCCCGCUGGCUCCAGAAGUCUUCGAGGACAUGAAAGAGGCCGACCUCUAUGGCUACAUCUACGACCCAAAGAAGCCACCCGGUUGUCAGGAUCCUUUCCUACAGCGACCAGGCGCGGACAAGGGUGGCAAGAGAGAACUGCGCACGCGUCGUACACGGGACCAGCUUGAGUCGGCAGCUCCCAGUGAAGAGGAAGACGAAGAAGACGGUGAUGGUCGACCCUCCAAGCGGCAACGAAGAGCCACCCGCAAAUUUGACGGUACUGACACAGGAACUGGUGCCAACACCCCCAAGAAGCACAACGGCUGGGGCGGCGCGCGCAAGAAGGGUGUUAGUCGAUUCACGAAGCCAACUUCGGAGACGCCAGAACCAGAAGGACGAGGCGUAAAGCGAGCCCGGACGACGGCUAGUAACUUGCUCCAUCAACGCAUCCAGGAAAUGAGAGAGGAAUCAGUCGUCGGUAGUUCCGGGGACGAGGACUCAUCAACCAUGGACGUAGACGAGUAUUCAGAUGCUAACCCCAAGCGUGGACGUCCAGCCGGUAGUAAGAAUGUAGCUCGCCGCAGUGACUUCGGAGUAAAGAAAGGCCCACGAAAGAAGACGAGCGAAUCGGGAACCCCAGCCCCCUCGGCACAUGGCCCAAACGCUCCACCACCAGCACUGAACUCAAUGAGUGAAGGUCAAGGUCAGUUUACUAUUGAUGCCCAGCCGUUCCCGGAAGGCAUACCCAUCAUGGCACCGAACUCUGCUGAGACGGUUUUUCAAGGCACACUACAGUAUUCUGCGCCCAGCACAGAGGUACCACUUGUGCAUCCGAGCGAAUCCAGUACUCCUGACGCGUACAUGCUCACUGCCCCCCUUAGUCAGUAUACAGCCAUCAACAGCUACGCGGACGACUCAUCCCCAGCGUCAGGCUCGCGACGGAAACCGCGCGUAAAAUCAGAGAAGCGCAGUCAGUCCAUGACCAUGUGGUGGGCCGAACGCAAGGCAAAGAAGCGCGAGGAGGAAGCGCAGGCCGGAAUUACCCCAACACCCGAUCCGCGCGAAAAAUCCGCGACGCAGAAGGGUGCCCGGCAGUCUGAAGGCUCGGCGACUGGCGCUACACCGCAAUCGCAGCCUUCGCAUUCCCAGCAAGCAUCUCCGAUACACCAUCCACAGCACGCUCCUCAACACAGUCCACAUCACCCUCCGCCAGAAGCAUACCUGCAGUAUACCCAAGGCCCGCCGCAACACUACAUGUACCUCAGCGGACCGCCUCCACCACAACACAUGAUGAUGCAGUACUCGCCACUUGCGGCCCUUCCCACUGGUUCUUUCCCUAGCCCAUAUCCCCAUCACGCGCCCCACGCCCACAGCGGAAUUCCCCUUACCCAACCCCCGAGCACAGCAGGCGGACCGUUUGGAGGUCCCCGCCAACUCGCCCCAGCACCCAUGAACAUGCCCACAUACCCCAGCCCGUACGGUCCCCAGAGCCCAGCCGGAGGCAGACCCAAGAGCAGUGGCCAGUCACUGCCUAGGAGUGCUGCUACUACCGGCCAAAACGGACAGCAAGUACUGGCACCCGCCCCAUCUCAGCAACAACACCAGCAGCAGCAAGGACAGCAUUUCAGUCCGUACGCACCGAUGAAUGUCGGAGGUGCUGCGGGUCGUGAGAUGCCGUUCAAAGUCAUGGUUCCCGGUCCAGCCCCAGAGAGGAGGGGAAGUCGUUAG
Alternaria incomplexa is the source of this 3036-nucleotide messenger RNA. RefSeq lists its product as uncharacterized. The record is from RefSeq and is a predicted model, not a curated record. The transcript has 2 exons. The coding region runs from base 1 to 3036 and encodes 1011 amino acids. NCBI's taxonomy places the organism in Eukaryota, Fungi, Ascomycota, Dothideomycetes, Pleosporales, Pleosporaceae.